AUGCCGGGCAGAACUCUUCUCGAUCUCUUUCUCAAGCACAUGUGGGAAAUGAACUCCUUCGAUGCCCUCCACGCGCUGUUCGACAGUAUCUUGGAUCUGGUUACUCCACCGCCACCCGGCUCACAAGACGAAGAGUCGCUAGAUCGUAUCUAUCUUUCCAAGACAUCUCCUCUUGGAGCAUUCGUCCGUAGGGCACACCUGGAGUUCACAAGGCUACAGUUUGAUGAUUCGAUGAAGCUCUGGUCUUCAUUCAUUAGGUACAGGGCCCCAACAGCCCAAUGGACGAAAAGGUUGGCUGGCCUCGCAUCAGGUGGCGUGGACAUGGUGGUGUCUGAGAUGGGCCUGCAAGGUGGCGAUGAUGUGUAUGAGAUCGCGUAUGGACAUCUGGAAGAGGAUCAAGAGCAGGGUGCGGGUAUGAGUCUGAAUGAUCUGGACCGGAUACUGGAUUUCCAACUCGACCGACUUCAGAGAUUUGGAGACCGCGUUCCUGACGAGAUGAAGGGCCAGCUCCGUAGUAUGGUCAGCUCGUCGGGCAUAGUGCAUCGACAAGCGCAUCUCGUGCAGUUCUUCGAUGCCUGGAAAGCAGGAGACUACACGUCUGCGUUUGACAACCUACACCGAUACUACGACUAUGCCAUGCAGACGCGUGAGAAAAUUCACUACCAGUAUGCUCUGCUACACAUGGCUAUCCUACAAGCCGACUUUGGCUGUUUUGGUGAAGCAAUUGCUGCCAUCAAUGAGACAAUUGCUACAGCACGAGAGAAUCAGGACAUGACUUGCCUGAGCUUCAGUCUUAGCUGGCUGAAUCAUAUGGCAAAGGCCUACCCCAAACAGAUGAAGGGUGUUGGUUACAUGAGCAUGCUGGGAACUGAAAGGGAUGCGUUGACAUUUCUGAAAACCAAAGCCAAGGAGGCCAGAAUGUACAGUCUGCUCAGUGCAACUUUACUAAACGAGGCAAAGUUAUCUCUAACAAUGGGCGAUUCUAUACCCCGAGCACUAGAACACAUCUACCAGUCCUCACACCUUAACAUCAAGGAGAACAUCAACAGUUACGGUAGUCAGAUGCUGCUGACGGCGACCCUUUAUCAGCGACUUGGCAUCCCGCAUCUUGCCAACAUCCAUUGUGAUCUUCUUCUCGAUUGUUACUCACACUCCUGUCCGAUCGAAGAACGUCUCCGUGCUAUUGGUCGCCGAGCUUUCGUCAUAAGCCAGAGCGGCCGCUAUGAUGAGGCCAUCAAGAUGCUCGAAGCUGUCGACCCCGCAGUGUACAAAUCACUGAAAUUCCAUCAAUUCCUGGUACUUUGUAUUGGUCUUAUCAAGCUCAGGAGAGCUAUCCGAAGCAGAUCCGACUGGUCAACCGCUUCCCAUCUACUCGAGACUCUCAAGCCUUCAGCCACGCCCUCCAUGCCCUCUCUCGACCCGGAACUCUCCUUUCUUCAACACGAAACCUAUAUCGACUACCUUAUUUCCACAUCGCAGUUUCCUCUCGCCUACCAAUGUAUUUCUUCACUUGCUCAAUCUCUCAAAGAAGACAACGCAGAUGUUCAGCAGCGUAUCUCGGUUCUGUUAAUGCAAGCAGAGCUGUGGAGAAGAGUGGGUAGACCAGAGAGGGGCUUCAGUGUAGCGCUCAGGGCGGCGAGUGUUAGUUUCAGGACACGACUUGCAAGCUCACUGUGGACUGCGGUGGGAUGUCUAGGCGCAAUAUUGAACACCUUGGGAGAGUAUCAAGGAGCGAAGAGAUUGAUCGAGGCUGUUUUGCCGCAGGCAUUGGAAGGCGCAGAUACUAUGCUUGCAGGCACUCUCUAUUCACACCUAGCAGACUCGUGUAUGGGUCUUGGUAAUCCCGACGCGUCGCCGCCAACUUCUAAUACUGGAUCCCAACGCCCCUCGACACCCAAAGCAGGCGAGCAAGCAUCAAAUCGCACUUUUUCUGGCAAUAUUGCCAAAGCAGAACUCUACGUCGAUCGGGCGACGGAAUGCUUCAAGGAAGCGGCAUAUUUGGAUGGGGAAUGCGAGCAGUUGAUGAAAAAGGCGAUUAUUGCAAAGUUGAGGGGUGAUGAAAAAGUGGCAGAGGAAUGGGCUAUGAGACAUAACCUCGUUUGGGAUGAGGGUUAUGGAUCGCAAGAGAUGUGA
Molecule: messenger RNA, 2133 nt
Organism: Alternaria arborescens
Lineage: Eukaryota; Fungi; Ascomycota; Dothideomycetes; Pleosporales; Pleosporaceae
Exons: 4
Coding region: 1-2133 (710 amino acids)
Biological process (GO): positive regulation of mitotic metaphase/anaphase transition; anaphase-promoting complex-dependent catabolic process; protein K11-linked ubiquitination
Cellular component (GO): anaphase-promoting complex
Molecular function (GO): protein binding
Source: RefSeq, a predicted model, not a curated record